AUGGUCUACUACAAUAGCUCUCCAGGGCCCGGCAUGCUGAAACACGUGGCGGUGUCGCCGCACCGUGCGCGCGCAGACUCCGUCAGUCUCGCGUCCUCAGCUUCCUGCUGCAGCCUCGGCAGCCUCGAGCACCGGCACGACUCUGUCACUGAUCUGUCCCAUAGAACGACGACGAUAAAAGUGUAUGCACGCUGCCUCAGGCCGGACAUUGAAUACAAAACGCUGUCAGUAACGUGGGGUACUCGAGCGCAGGAAGUGGUUUCCACACUCCUGGGCAAGUUCCGUAUGAGGCACAGAGAUCCGAGGCUGUUCUACCUCAGCAUGGAAGUCAGAGUGAGGGCCGCGGGGCUAAGGACCACGUUGGUGUUAGACGAUGAUGCAAGGCCUGCAGCGCUGCAGGCGUGCCAUCCAAAGGGAUAUUCGAAGUUCCAACUUCAAAUGCGUCCUGGUGGUUUGAUCAAGAUCUACGACUCGGCGCUGAUGUCCUCCUCGCAGUACAAGUGCCUCCUGACCAGCGAAAGGACCACGGCAGACGAGGUCCUGGCGAUCUUGCUACACUGCUAUGAUUCCACUGAGGGUGUCGAGAGGUUCUCGCUCUAUGAGGUCAGUCCCUCGCAGGAGUACGAGCGUAAAUUACACCCUGAUGACCUUCCCCUGAUGGUACAGCGCGCCUGGCCUGUAGACAGCGACUGUCACUUCAGGGUACGGAGGAAUCCGAGAGCACCUCCCCUUCCGCCCCGGAGUCUACCUCCUCCCGAAGAAAUCCCCUCCGAAGACGAGGAACCUUCCAGAGCACUGUCAGCUCUCUCCCUCGAAGCUGAAGGCGAGAAGAAAAGAUAUAGCCCCGUCUACAAGUUCCCCAGCAUCAGCUACUGUAGGGAAACCAAGAAUGACUAUUUGUACAUCUGACUAGCCGUGUACUUAGCCAGGUUUAGACGAUUAAAGUGCCGCGCCAAAGGCCGUAAGCACCUGGAUGGAAUAGUGAGAAAGCGACUCUUGUGAAGUGUAAAUAACGUACAGUUUUGUGUAAAGUGUAAAUAUGGAUUAUGGAUUGCUGAGGUGUUUGGUGUAAGCUUUGGGCUCUCUCUGAUGGAACGGAGUGAAUCGUUGUGGCAUUUGAGAAUUUGAUCUAAGCUCUAAAGUAUUUAGGAACAUGGCUUUGUGUCUAAAACGAUUUUUCCUAUAAGAAUCUCCGAUGAGUAGUUUCAAUCAGCUAGGGUUCUCAGUGAGUGUGAAACCAAAGAGUUGUUGCAAUAAUGUUUGUAAUUAACCUAAUGAGGCAGUAAAAUAAUAAGUCAUAGAAAGCUCCAGAAUAUUGUCAGUAUUCAGAAGUACCUGGAAUAAUCCAGACUGGAGUACCACGAUACCAGUAAAUAUGACUUGAAAAUAAAUACAGGAACAUUUAUAAUGUUAAUUAAAUGAAGUCACAAUUGAAUUGAUAGUAUUUAAGACGGUCAUAGCUUUUGCCAUUGUAUUACUCAAUGCGCUGCUGGAAGUAAGUGGUGCCUAUAUUUUGUAUAUUUGAGAUGUAGCCAAGUAUGAUGC
This is a messenger RNA of Spodoptera exigua (beet armyworm), 1545 nucleotides long. Lineage: Eukaryota; Metazoa; Arthropoda; Insecta; Lepidoptera; Noctuidae. The record is from the annotation of a GenBank genome assembly.